GACCUGCUCACUGCCUCAGACUGAGAGCAUCCUUUUUCUUUGCUUUCUUACCAUCCUCACCAAAACACAGCGAGAUGACGGGAAAUCAUGAGCAUAGCAUAUCUCCACUCCCCGGUUUGCGGUAGAAAUAUCGUUACGGGUUAGCCGUUUAUGGCUAGCGUAAUGCUACACAACAUGAGGCUGUCUUUUCUGAUGAAGAACAGACAUUAUAGCCUGUCUGUGGAAACAAGAAGAAUAUAGUUCUCACUAGCAUAGCGAGCUGGGCUGAGCCUCGAGCUUUCAGUGUUUUCUUUUUCUUUUUUACAAACACGCCUGACAACAAAAUGCUCAUUGACAGUUUAAUUUUAAUUUUUUCUCUUCGGCUGAUGUGAAUGAAAUCAGUGGGCUCCAGUAAAGAAGAUGCACAGAUAAAAGUGUCCUCUUGACAACAUUAAGGUGCCUGAAACGUUCCUGGUUCGAGACUUUCAGAAUCAGGAACGGUAUCUUGGAGAUCACCAACCAACAAACUCAGAAGAGGUCAUCUGGACUGAACUUCAGCAGACCCUCUUCUCCACACUGAUGAAUGUUUGUCAUCAACUUCUACUUGUGCACCAUCACUUAGAUCGCUUAGAUCACUUAUCAAUUGGAAGUGUUAAGCUUUAGUCGUUGGAGUAAUUGGACUGGCUUUUAACAUUGGGAUACAACAUGGCUGCCGCAGCAACUUCACACUGGGAUAGUGACUGACCCAGCAUCUGAUCACAAGAUUUAUUGGAAAUCGGGGCCUUAUGUCUCAGAUAUUACUGAACUUGUCAUUAGCAUUGAUUUGGUAUAUCUAAAUCUGAUACGUAAGUGAACAAAUUCCUAGAUAAUCUCACUCAGGGAUUGAUUCUGAUUCAACAUUCAGUGCGUGUGUCAUGCAGGGGAUCUGGGGACGUUCUAGAAACAAGCUGGCAACUCAUUAUCAACUUAUUAAUGUCCCCAUGACCCCUGCAGAAGUCAGAUAACCGGGUAUCACCUAACCACAUGUCUUUAUCAGAGAUCUAAUAGCAGCCACUGAGAUGAGCUCAUGUCUGUAGCCGCCCCGCGCCAGCGCUGUCGAGGCUGGCGGUCAUCUUCCUCGGCCAUGACCCGGCUGAUGUUGGGCCGGACCCUGGAGCGCAUCUGUAAAGGCGUCCUGCUGCUCUGCCUCCUCCACUUCCUCAUCAUGAUGAUACUCUACUUUGACGUCUACUCGCAGCGCUUCGACCUCUUCAGCCGCUUCAACAACGGCCGCAACGGAUCCAGGAAUAACGUCAGCGGGGCAGCAGGCAGCGGACACCAUUAUUACUAUUACAACCUUUCCAGGCCUAAUGCCACAUUAGCCAGCUACCUGGCCCCAGGGGAGCAGCUGGUGCCCACUGUGCAGCCUGAGACCAAUCAGAUGCCUUCGCCCAAACCUCUGCCGCCGUGCCCCGAGAUUCCCCCCGGCCUCGUGGGCCGUUUGUUGAUCGAGUUCGGCUCCCAGAUGACGAUGGAACGAGUGCAGAAGGAAAACCCCAACGUGACGGAGGGGGGGCGCUACACGCCGCCUGACUGCCGGCCUAGAUGGAAGGUGGCCAUCAUCAUCCCGUUCCGUCACAGAGAAAACCACCUGAAGUACUGGCUCCACUACCUCCACCCCAUCCUCAGGCGGCAGAAGAUCGACUACGGCAUCUACAUCAUCAACCAGUUGGGGGAGGAAACCUUCAACCGUGCCAAGUUGUUGAACGUUGGCUACACAGAGGCUAUGAAGGAUGGGGAGUACGACUGCUUCAUCUUCAGCGACGUGGACCUAAUCCCGAUGGACGACCGCAACCUUUACCACUGCUACGACCAGCCCAGGCACUUCGCCAUCGCCAUGGACAAGUUCGGCUUCAGGCUGCCGUACGCCGGCUACUUUGGAGGAGUUUCAGGACUCAGUAAAAAACAGUUUCUGAAGAUAAACGGCUUCCCCAACGAGUACUGGGGCUGGGGGGGGGAGGACGACGACAUCUACAACAGGAUCACUCUGAAUGGGAUGAAGGUGUCCAGGCCAGACGUUCGCAUCGGCCGCUACAGAAUGAUUAAACACGAGAGAGACAAACACAACGAGCCGAACCCACAGAGGUUUAAUAAAAUCCAGAACACGAAGAACACGAUGAAGAAGGACGGGAUCAGCUCUCUGACCUACAGAGUGAUUCAGUUCAAGAGGUACGCUCUGUACACAAAUAUCUCUGUGGAGAUCGGCAAACCACCGCCCCGGCCUAUAAAGGGCUAGAGAGCGACAGACGAAGGGAGGAAGUCGACAUGCUUUGCCAGGAUGGAAAAAGAUGAGCAGAAGAGAGAAAUCAGGAGAUCACAUAUGCUAGACAUCUGGAAAGAUGCAGGAGGUAAAGGAGAGAGGGAAAAGCCCCAAGCACAUGAUGAUCUCUUUCUCCCUCUUUACUUUUUUUCGUUGUAAUUUGAGUUUGCCAUUUCUGUAACAAGGACCCAGGCUCUUUCCAACUUUUUUUAAGCAGCCACUGGCUUCACAGCUCCUACCUUUGCCAAUCAGUGACUUCAGGAUUGAAAAAGUGUGGAGCAAAGCUUGAAUAUCAGUGGCCGACCAAAGGUUGGCUUCAAACUUGGAAGCUGAUACUUGGAGUCUUUCAUUUACCAAUCUUCUGAAAACUGGAGGUCGUCCAGUGGCAUAUCGACAGAGGAUAUUGCAUUUUUCUGGGAGUUAAGAGAUGAGACAAUAACGUCAUUUGAAACUUUGGAAACUGUUUUGAAUUAUUCGACUAUUUGACCAAGUUCAUAUAAACUGAAGGGAAAAUGUUUUUUUUCAUGGAUACAAAGACAGAAACGAGACGCGGUGUUUGCCGGAUUGGAAAUGGAAUAUCAGGAAUAAUGAACAUGGUGGACAAAAAAAAAGCUUAAAAGCAUUGUAUUUCCCAAGCAUUCACAGUGAUGGUCAAGAGAAUAACAUUAACACGAUAUGAAAACAUGCAGUGAUGCUCUUUAGACUUGUACAUGAAAGAUUGCCUAUCAAAGAAAUCGUCUGACGCUCAUCUUUACAAAUGAUGGUAAUAGAUGAUUUCAUAUUAACAUCUUUGUCAGGGAGUUUUGAUCUAAUUACUUCAUCAAAUCCUCCGAUAUCAAUUAAUGAAUGUGUAUUGUGCCUGCAUCUACUGUGCUGGGACACGCUGAUCCAACAUGUUCGUCAGCAGCAACAAACCCCUGAGAACUCUCUUUUUGUUCUCUUUUUUAUAUACAUAUAUAUAUAUAUAUAAACUCAAACUUUGGAAGCAGAAACUGAACUUUUGAAGUAACUCAUGUGCUGGAUGCAAUGACGUGGAACCACCUUAGGAAAGCAUUUGUCAUCAAAUCAAGGAACCGAAGACAAGGCGGAUACACUGACAGCUCAGUCGUGAUUCUAAACCCAUGUUUGGCACAAAUUGGAGAUUAGGUUUCUGAAAGCUUUGUUUGUUUCCUUUCACCCCCUUGAAAAAAAAUAGAGAUUUAUUUUAGUAAUCUGGGCUUUAAAUGUACAUUUUUGUCUCUACACGGUGCAAACGGAUUGAGUUGAAUUGGAGUUGCAUUAAUUAUCUCCAAGAUAAGAUAUUUGACUAAGUAGUCAUUAGGAAAUCUGACAUGUACCACCUUUACUGGACAGCAAGGGGUUAAACUGAACUGCCAGAUUAGUAGUGGCUCAUAUUUUACAGGAAAAAGUGUUUUUUUAAUUUUUAAUUAUCACAAUUCAAUCAAUCCAUUUACUAUCUCUGCUAUCAUUUUCUCUAAAUCUUUAAGAAAAAGAUGAUCAUAUCCGGAAAGAGGAAAUGAUAAGGUGAUAUUGUUCUGCCGGUGGAAAUUGUGAAUUUUAAGACAGUAAUGAGUUUGAGCAGUUUGACUGACAUCUCUAUGGCUGCUUCAGAUGUUAUCAUUACCAGCUGUCAGCUCUGUAUUCAAAUCUACUUUAUCUCACUUUUUCAUUAAUGAUAGCUACAUUUUCAUAACUUUCCUCAUGUGAAAAAUCCACAAACUAAAACUUAGAUCAUGACUUCCUCCAUCCGCUUUAUUGAAGCCUUUGACUUGUCUCAUGUAUUGUACAUUACUCUUCUUCCCUUGUUUUAUUUGUCCUUGUCUCUACUGUUGACGCCUAAACACCAAACUGAUGCCUUCAGAACUGAUCGAUACUCACGGGGCAGGGACGGUUAUUUUGUAUUUAAAAGUUAUGAUUUGGGUACAAAAUUAAUCGAGGAAGAGAUAUGUUUUGAGAUGUAAUCGAGAAAUUAAACAAUAUUUGUUUCAGUUUUGUACAUUUUGAAAUAUUUUCACUCAUCAAAAAUGGUUAAACAGGCAGAAGAUUAUGCAACGCAGCACCUGUUUGAAUUAGGUAUCAUUCAGGACAAAUUGGGGCUUUUAUUUUGGUAAAAAUAAUGUACAGUAUAGCCUCCCCUGCCCAGCCUCGAGGCAAUAAUAAUGCUCCCAGCUGAUUGGCUCUCCGUUAUCUUCGCUGAAAGCCUGUUGGACGGUUUGAUUACUCCUCUCUCUGCCUCUCACACCCCAAAAUGCAUUCACACAGUCUUCCCUUUUUUCUUUGCAUUAUCUCGCCUUUCAUUGCCUUUUCUUUCUUUCUCUGCCAGUCCAGGCUGUGUGUGUCAAUGGCACUUUGUUGUGCUUUGUGGAGGGCCCACUUCAGGCACAGCUGUGUCUCACAAGAGUGCUUCUUCUUUCAAUAGCUAUCGACAGAGCCUCUCUUUGUGUCUCUGAAUCUGUGCCACUUACUGUCUGCAUCUUUAUUUUUCUAUCUCACUACACUUCCCUAUUUGUGAAUCCUUCUGUUUCCCCCCUUUGCUCAUUUUUGCUUUUCACCUCCAUUGAUAAUCUCCUGGUGAUUUGAAGUGUCCUCAGUGGGCAGACUACCUGUUGAGAAGUCAAUAAAGUAUCUUCUCUAUACUGUUUACAGCUUAACAAGUGCAAUAUUACAGAUUUGUUCACGUGCACCACAUAUCCUGCUUCAAAAUCAUUGUUUUCAAGCGGUGUGUUAGGUGACAACACUUCUUAAAGGUUAGUUCUAAUGCAGUCAUGCUUGUUUUCCUCAUAUUCAUCUCAUGUAUUUGAAAUCUCUAGUGAUCACUCUAUUGAUUUGAGUGUUUUACUUCCAUAUAGGUUAGAAUUGGAGCCGCAUAUGCCGACAUAUCCUGACUUUUAGUUUCUAGUAUGUAUGUAUGUAUUUAAUUCAUGGCUUCAAAGUUACAUGCACACUCACAACAAGCGGAAACUAUAAGUUACACUUUUGGGAAAGAUUUCCUCAAAACCCCCUUUCUGGUUAAAGAACACACACAUUUCCCACAUUUGAAGUUGUGUGUUCAAAUGGGGGAAAAUAUUUCUGGAAUCAGCAGCUCCUUGGACUCGCAGCUCUUUUUGAAUAUCACUUCCUGCUAAAUGCCCACUUUCAUUACCUACACCUACAGCUCAUUAAGUUUCGGAAAAGAAAAAAAACCAUGUCUCGAGCCGAAAGCGAUGUAACCCUGAUGACCUGAUUCCUUUUUACUUUUAAAAGCUCAUUCCACAGCAGAAAUGAUAGUGCAAAUUGAACUUCAAAAUUAAGAUGAAUUCCUUUUCAUUAAGGCUACUCAAAUAUCACAGGCAACCCUUAAUGAGGUCAGUUACAUGAAGAAAGCUGAGGAGUGACGGGUAUUGGAACAAAUGGUUAACAAGAGUGUAUUGUGUAUUAACCAGAAACACGGGAGAUAUGUAAAAGAUCAGCAGCCGAAACUCCAGCAAAAAAAGUAUUUGAAACAUCUCAUUCACUUGAGAAUAGAAACCACUGUGAGGAGCGCUUGAUGUUUCUUAAUAGACUCUUGACUUUUGAAGCCGUUCUACUUGUCAAGCUCUCCUCAGGUGGUGGGAUAUUCGCAACACUUUUCUUCAAAUACUUUUUUUUGCUGCAGCGAGCAGACGAGACUUCUAGGCCUGUGGGCGUUUUUAAACAUUUACUGUAUCUCUAGCUAUGUUUUUUUUGUACAUUGAAUGUUGAAAAUGUUAUAUCUUAUAUAGAAUGCAUUACGUCAUAUCAAACCUACUUUUUCUAUACAAUCAAUAAAUCUGAUGG
Messenger RNA from Trematomus bernacchii (emerald rockcod), 6073 nucleotides. It is a transcript of the gene b4galt2, whose product is annotated as UDP-Gal:betaGlcNAc beta 1,4- galactosyltransferase, polypeptide 2. Lineage: Eukaryota; Metazoa; Chordata; Actinopteri; Perciformes; Nototheniidae. The record is from RefSeq and is a predicted model, not a curated record. Gene Ontology annotation, biological process: carbohydrate metabolic process. The transcript is spliced from 8 exons. The coding region runs from base 1046 to 2254 and encodes 402 amino acids. Gene Ontology annotation, molecular function: glycosyltransferase activity.